ACGCAAAGUGAUAAAUACAAAAAAAAAAAAUGGGGCUCCAAGAAAGCCGUGACCAAAAGCCAGAAGAAGGACGGCAAGAAGCGGAGGAAGAGCAGGAAGGAGAGUUAUGCCAUCUACGUGUACAAGGUGCUCAAGCAGGUCCACCCGGAAACCGGCAUCUCGUCCAAGGCCAUGGGCAUCAUGAUCUCCUUCGUCAGUGACAUCUUCGAUCGAAUCGCCGUCGAAUCUUUCCGCCUGGGUCAUUGCAACAAGCGCCGCACCAUCACCUCCCGGGAGAUCCAGACCGCCGCCCGCCUCCUCCUGCCCGGAGAGCUGGCCAAGCAAGCCGUCUCAGAGGGCACCAAGGCCGUCACCAAGUACACCAGCGCCAAGUAA
Molecule: messenger RNA, 375 nt
Organism: Rana temporaria (common frog)
Lineage: Eukaryota; Metazoa; Chordata; Amphibia; Anura; Ranidae
Product: histone H2B 1.1-like
Exons: 1
Cellular component (GO): nucleosome
Molecular function (GO): structural constituent of chromatin; protein heterodimerization activity; DNA binding
Source: RefSeq, a predicted model, not a curated record